CAUGACCGUGGCCAUGAUCCUAAUUAGACGAGGCCUUUGGGGAUGUAACUAAACAGCUGAAAAGGGCAGACGCGAUGCGAAGCUGGAGCAAGGGCGAAUACUCCGUCGACUCUUGUAAGUUGGCCGUGACGAGUAACAUGGGUGUCGCCGUCGUCGCAUGUUAUGCAGGGAAGUUCCGCCUCCAGUGAGCUUUCACCACCUGCACUGAUACGGUAGAAGUAGGUAUGGGGCAUGCUUCCGGACAGUACCGUACCUGUAGAUUCGCAGCAGCAAAAGAAGGAGGAGGGAAGAUCCGGGAUUGAGACUUUGGAUCACCUCAGCUUUAUCGAUAAGGCCAUAGGACGCAAGACGUAAGGCGUGAUCGAUCACGGACAGGCAAGCCCUCCCCCGCCACUGCCCGUACUCACCGCUCGUCAUCGGCAUGUCUACGUCACGACCACGCCGGAGCCUCCCUAGCAUUCUUCAUCGGCCUCCCUCACAACCCCCAUCUGUCUGGCGUCCUCUCAUUCGUAUUUCAACGCUUGCCAACAUUCCAGCAAGCGUUUGAGAGUAAACGAAAAUAGAAAAGGAACAAUUCCAACAGAAGGGAGAGAGAGAGGGAGAAGAAAAGGAACUCCAGAAACAUAACCCAGGCAAGCGCAAAACCCCCCAACCUAGAACAUGGCUCCUAUUUUGAUUGUCGGCGCCACUCGGGGCCUCGGGGCGUCCCUCACCAAGCAAUACGCCGCGGACCCCGCCAACACCGUCUACGGCACGACGCGCUCGAAAGAGGGUCCUAAGGGCUUCCCGGAGAACGUCGAAUGGCUCCCCGGAGUCGACCUGACUGACUCCAAGGUCGGCGAGACCAUUGCCAGCCAGCUGAGUAGUGGUGGUUCUAAGCCGCUGUCAACCGUGAUCAUCACGGCGGGCUACUUCGCGACCGAGGACUUCAGCGCCGACAAGGGCCCGGACUGGGCCGAGGAGCAGCGCAUGUACACGACGAGCUCCAUCGCGCCCGUCUUUGUCGUCCACGCGCUCACGCACGCCGGCCUUCUCCAGGGGGGCUCCAGGGUCGUGCUCGUCUCGUCCGAGUCCGGGAGCAUCACCCUCCGCCACGAGAAGGAGGGCGGCGGCAACUACGCCCACCACGCCUCUAAAGCCGCCCUGAACAUGGUCGGCAAGCUGCUGAGCCUCGACCUCAAGGAAAAGGGCGUCGUAGUCAGCAUCGUUCACCCGGGCUUCAUGCGGACCGAGAUGACCAAGGGCGUGGGCUUUGAUAAGUACUGGGAUGACGGCGGUGGUGAGUGCUUGUUGCUCUGUCUCCGCGGUGAAUGGAUCGCUGACAUCCGUGUGUGUGUCCGAGCCGCAGCCGUCACUCCCGACGAAGCGGCCGAGAGUCUCAUCAAAUGGGCGUCACAGCUCGACAUGUCCAAGACAGGCGAGUAUUGGGCGCCGAGAGGCCCGGGCGAUAUUGGCACGGCCGAGCCCGUGCUGGGCAAGGGGCUCUCGACGCCUCUGCAUCUUCCUUGGUGAUUGCUGAUCGCUCGAGAGGUUCUAGCCGGCCUCGGCGAAGUAUGAGAUGCUGUUGUAAAGUGGUUUUUUUUUUGAGGCGGGUCCGGAUCAAAUCCACGGCGGAUCAAGUGAUGGCUAGAACGCCAGUCUAUCAUGGUUCGGACUGGGGGUGUUUCGUGCGAGAAGUCGAGAAACCGGUGUAGGCUUCAUGGGUGUUGAGUCGGGCUUUGGUGGUGUUUU
Molecule: messenger RNA, 1731 nt
Organism: Colletotrichum destructivum
Lineage: Eukaryota; Fungi; Ascomycota; Sordariomycetes; Glomerellales; Glomerellaceae
Product: Putative short-chain dehydrogenase/reductase SDR, NAD(P)-binding domain superfamily
Exons: 4
Coding region: 661-1512 (283 amino acids)
Molecular function (GO): oxidoreductase activity, acting on the CH-OH group of donors, NAD or NADP as acceptor
Source: RefSeq, a predicted model, not a curated record